CGUUCGGGCUCCUUAACUCCAGGCGAAUUGGGAUCACAGCGAGGAGGGAGAGCAUGAGGGAGAGUUUCGUGUUGGACGAUCUUUAGUCAGAGAUGAAUAGCCAACCAUGGCGUACGUCAAUGUCGCAGAAUGGAAGACAGAUCAGGUGUGUGAGUGGCUGAAAGGCUUAGACAAUUCGGUGUUACCGUACGUUCACAGUUUUAUGAACCAUGUUGUGAAUGGUCAACAACUAUUGAAUCUCAGACCGGAAGACUUAGAACACCUUGGGGUACUAAAGCUUGGCCAUCAAGAAAUAAUUCUCGAAGCUGUUGAGUAUUUGAGAAACUUUCACUAUGAACUUGACCAUGAAAAUUUGCAGCUUCUGGCAUUACGACUGUCUUGUCAGGCCCACAGUCUGCAUAAUGAAUUAUCUCGACAAACCGAUUCUAAACCCGUCACCACUCAAACUUUAUCCGACGUAGCAUCGGUUGUAACAUCUCUCAAGCCUUUGGUCUGUUGGCUUGAUCGAUCUCCGUUUAGCGGCCAACUAGAAUACAAUGAUAAAAAGGCUGAGUUGUUGAAGCUUUCCAUAGAAAUGGCGACCUGCGCUCAACGUGACAGAUUCGCUGAAAGACCGAUUGAAGAGAUAAGAACUACUUGUGGACAACUAGCUAAAUUGGCUGAUUACAUUAUACAAGACAUGGCCGAUCCCAUGAUAUUACAGCCAGCGAGUCUGGAUUUAGCAACGUUAAAGAAAAGGCCAGGUGAUGAUUUGGGCUUCUACAUAUUGCCAUCGUUCCAUGGUGCUCAUCAAAUAGCUGAAAUUAAAUUCGGAUCCGCAGCACAUCAAUGCGGUAAAAUGGAAGAAGGUGAUGAAAUUGUCCAGGUAAAUUAUCAAACGGUUGUCGGAUGGGAGAGAAAAAAUGUGCUGGAACUCUUCCGUGAAUGUCCUGCCGAGGUUUUAUUAACUUUAAAACGAAGGCCGAGGCAUACAAAAGUGUACGGCCAGAUAUACAUAAAACCUUACAGGCUACCAAGCAAUAAAAAAACAACAUAUACUACGCGAUGGCAGCAUAAUCUACCAUCACCACGGCCAGAGUUGCUAACGAUACCAGAUUUCACUAUGCCGUUACCUCGGCAAGUACCAAAGAUUCCCAGUCCAGAGCCUGCAAGUAUUUUGGACACAGUCAUCACCUUGGAUACGAUGCCAUCUGAUAGCAGUGAUUCGGAUAGCGAAGUCGAACCUCCGUCAUCAGUUCGUUUGUAUUCUUCUAAACCCAGAAAUCUGGUACAAAGACGCGCUACAAUAACAGGUGCCAGCCCAAUGAUUAAACAUGGUGUAGAUAUUGAACAGUUUUGGCGAGAGUUGAAAGAAGAGCAUAAUACGACCUUUCAAUUACGGGAUAAGGCUGCAUCUUGUGCUCAUGGCUUGGAUAAUGUCCCUUCAAAUUUGAGACCACAAACUUGUCUGGGCAUAGAACAAAGUAAACGGAAAAGAAAAUUAGAUGGACAGACAGAUGAAAAGAAAGUUCAAUUUCAGGAGAAGUCUGAAGAGGUUGAGAAUACCCAUGUCGAUAAAGAUAAGUCGAACCAAAAUUUAAAGCACACGCUCAGCACACAAAAGAGUAUUUCCUUUGACAAGAAUACAAUUUACUCGGAAAAUAGACUUAUGGAUGUGGAAUUUGACAUUAGCUGUAAUGCAAAUGAUACUCAAGUGCCUUUAAAUGAAUCAAGUAAUAAUAAAAAUAGCUCUAGUAUUUUACAAGAUGUUCAAACAUGCGAACCAAGUGCUCAUCAUAGAGAACGAGGCAAGUUGGACAAGAGUUAUAGUACACCGGCGUACGAUUUGACUGAAAACGAUUUUGUGGAACGGAAAUUGGCCACCAUUGAAAGUCAUUCAAAAUUGAGCUUGAUUUCAAAUGCAUCUAGUUGCAGUUCAAAUAAGACUGAAUCUUUUCCAGGUGAUGGAAUUAUUAUUAAUGACGUUAAUAAGAAGUUAGAUAAUACGGAUAAGAAUUCACCGAAUAUAGAUACACAGAACAUUGGUAGCGUUGCACAAAAAAUUAAUGAUUUUGAAAAAAACAUUCGAAAUAUCGACAUCGAUGUAAAAUCAAAUCUUGCAAAAGUGCUUGAAAGAACAGAUGUUAGUAGAGGCGUUGUACAUAUUAGAAUUAACGACGUUGACCAUAGAAGUAGUACUGAAGAUUACCAAAGCAAUAUUGAAAGCAUUCAGGCAAUUACAGAACUUACGAGAGAUACCGACAACUAUAAGGAGAUUUAUUUAUUAGAUAAUAAGAAUCCUAAAAACAAAGAAGUAGAAGAAUCACGCAUUAUCAGUGAUGCACCACCUAAUUAUGACACUUCAAGUCAUGAGAGUAGUGUUGAAAAGUCCGAGUCGACCAGUAGCUACAACGAAAAUGUAGGUAGCAGUAGUGAAGGUGAUACAACAAUUCAUAAGUUUGGCGAACUUAUAGAAACUAUUAAUCAUGCUUUGAUCGCACAUACUAAAUUGGUGCAAGUGAAAGCCAGAAGUGCUGAGAAUUUGCACAAUUUUAAUGAGACAAACUCUGUUAUUGAAACAAGCAAAAAUUUUGAUGGAAAUAAUGAACAAGUUUUGGAGAAACAUAGUUCGGUAACAAGCAUUCAAAACAACAGUUUACAAACAAGACAACGGACAGAUAUACCCAAAGCGACAUCAACAAAGCCUGAGGCUAAACAGAGAUCAACUCCUCCUGAACCUCCUCCACGUAAAUAUCUAAAACCAGCACCCCUAAAUUUAACAAAUAUAUCUAAUCCUUCGGAAGGUCAAGAGAAGCCUGUACCUCUGGAGAGGCCUAGUGUUAGGAGAGAUCUGAAAAAAUCGGAAUCAUUUCUUGAUAAUCCCGUAAAUUUUGAUACCUCAGAUGAAUGUCAGAAAAGUGAAGUCAUAGAAACUUAUAGUGACUUUGUCGCAAAGUCAACUGAUUUUAUUGAUGAACCAAGUACACCACUUGGAGAUCAUAAACCAACUUUAUUGACGGAUCCUUAUGGUUAUUCUGAAAUUUAUGAGGGUCAAUUUAAAGAGGAGAAGGCUUUUUUCGAGGGUUCCUCGAUUAAUUCCGCAUCGCUGGAACAACACACAUUGGACAAUAAUAUUUCAAGGAACACGGAUUCUCCCGAUGGUGUUGGUUGUUCUAGGCAAAUGCAAACUCCUGAUUCGAAACCUCGAACUUUAGAAAAGGACAAGAGUUCAGAAAAAGGUGUUGUUAACAGAGCAAUGAUGGUUGCUCGCAGUAUAGGCUUGCAUGCCAGCUCAAGUAAAGCUUCAGGUUCAAGUCCUCGAAGCAGCCGUAAACGAAAUUUGUUACUUGCCAAAAGGAGAAACGUGUCUGUUAAAGAUGUUGGAUUAGGGGAUCUGGAAGGAUGGUUGACCCAUCGCAGCAGAGGAGCUGGAGGCGCAUGGGCUCGAGCCUGGUUCAUUUUGAAGGGUUCAUCCUUAUACAGGUUUAAAACGCAAGAGAGCGUAAAAGCUGAUUGCCUGAUUGCAUUAACAGGAUUUACAGCUUCACAGGCGACAGAAGUGAAAUCUCGAAAAUAUGCUUUCAAAGUUUAUCACACAGGGACUGUAUUUUAUUUUGCGGCAGAUACAGAGGAUAUUUUGACUAUUUGGUUAGAUGCAAUUAACAAGGCAACGUUAGGAGCGGAAAGCCAUGGGCAAACGAGUGCGUUAUUUAGUGAAACUGACGAAAGUGACAGCGAAAACAAAGCAAAGCUCAAAAAUGGUUCACCACUGGACAAACCAAACUUGGAAAAGAAGUUCGGAUCUUUAAAGAAACUUGGGAGGAAAGAUUCCAGCUUUAAAGAACAAGAGAUGGGGGGUGCAAGCCUUGAUCGAAUGUAUUUGAGGUUUCUCAGAUACUCAGGAGCUGGGUCAAAUCAAAUUGUUCCAGUACCCACUGCUCAAUUCAGGAGUUAUAGAAGAGUGCUACCUACAUCCACUCCAAAUAGAAAACAGGACCUAAUUCCACAUUCUCCGGAUUUGCAAGUGACUGUAGCGGGAAGUACGUUUUAUGGACUGAGCUCAUCUCAUAGUGCAACGGAUGUGCCAAGUAGUCAAGACAUGGGUGAUUAUCGACGAACAUCAGACAGAUCACAUAGCAGUCGGAGUAGAAGGCCUGACGACCUACAGGGAUUUGUUACAUUGGAACAGUUCAUGCUGUCACAUCAGGAAGAAGACCGUCGUCAAGAAUUAGGAAACCGAUCUGUAUCGCCUCACGUCACUCUACUGACCAGUGAUCAUGUACAUAUACAGCAUAGAAACUUCAACGAUAUAUCACCAAACAAUGGCGUUAUAUACGGCCAAACAAGAAACUUCGAUGAGGUUUUACCAACCAACGGAGUGAUAUAUGGGCGUACAAGAAACUGGGAUGAAACAUCUUCCAACAGCAGCAGUACUUCCUACGGACUCACACGGAAUACUGACGAUAACCAUGGUCAGAGUAAAACUAAGGAUCAGUCCAAUUGCCUUCAAGCAAACAUCAAUGAGGAAUCUUCACACGAGCUAAGUCGAGUCAAUGAUUAUCUGAACGAAACACCUUCUGCAAAGAUUAAGCCUUGUCAGCCAGUAUACAGGCACAGAAAGCAGCAUGAAACCUAUUCGCACAAGAGCAGACCACAGGAGGGUGUUGUGUAUUAUCCAAAUUGUCAGAAUGAGCCAUCUUAUCGGCAAAACGAACCAAAUUUGCCAUAUGACAGUAGAGCGGAAAAAUCUCAAACCUCAAACAGACAAAUAGAUGCCAUUUAUGGACAAAAUGCGCACAUACAUGGUCCAAGAACUCCUCGGAGACAAGACCUCAAGCAUGGAAAAAAGAGUAUUGACAAUCAUGCAACCAGGGUCUCAGAUACUAGUGAGAUACUCGCCAACAUUCAUUCUGCACCCAAGAGACUUGUCAGAAAUGAAGGAUAUUUGGGGUCAAGUGGGGAUUUGGCAUCACCUGUGUCAUCAGAAACACUGCAGCGUGCACGGAAAAUGGCAUCGGUAACGCGUAAAGGAAGUUUUAAUCUUAUAGAUCGUCGUCGAGAUCAUUCCACACCUGAAAAACAUUGGAUAGAUUCAUUGAGAAGAACAGAUAAAAAGAGUACAAGUUCGGAUAAAAGUAAAUUGAAAAAUGCUGCACAAUACCAACCUCCGCCAAUACCAAGCUCACCAUUUGAACAAGACGGAAUGAGGCCAGCAUUUGAAAUGCAUUUGGACAAGAGUGAACAUGUUCAAAAAACUAACAGAUUUAAAAGUUUGUUCGGGAGCAAAACCCCACAAAAGCCUAGCACUUUGGAUUUGCCGAAAGAUCAUCAGAAAACAUUAUUAGGUUCACCGAGACUGCACAGAGCUAUUUUCAGAGAAAGACGGACUAACCAACAACAUCAAUCGAAUCGCUCUGGAAGUCAAAGUCCUGGAGAUAGUGGAAUUAGUCAGUCUCUAAGUUCCUUUAGUGGAACCAGUCAAUCCCAAACACUUAGUCAGAGCUUCAGUUCAACAAGUUCAGUUAGUGAUUGGAGUCCAGAUACACCAACGACAAACAUCCCCAAGUCCACAUCGAUACCAGUUCACAUUCAACAACGGUCAUCAAAUUCAAGCAGAAAUUCUUUGGCGCCUCCAACAUUGCCGUACAUUCCACCUCCCACGUCACCGCCACCAGAUUACCCUGGACUAGAAUACCCUCCUGUUUUCGAACCAGGUACAUAUUCUUUGACCGACGCUUCUCUUCUACGUAAUCGAAGUAAAAGCAGUCAAAGUAAAAGUGAUUUGUGAUUAUUUUACGUAUUUAUCUAUGUUCGUGGUUGACAAUACCAUUACGUUGAGCUCUAAAUAUUCAGAUAGAAGAAUAUUCAAUGACAUAUCAUGUCUGGCAGUUCAAUUUCUUGACAACAAGUGAUGUUAUAGUUAUACCAAAUUACGAAUAUCUUUCUAUGAAAACAGAGAGCAAAAGAAAAUUGCGCUUUUCACGGUACAUACAAAUUAAACCCUCGCUUAGAUUUUUCCAUUCGAAGUGAUUUGGGCAGUCCUGUCCAGUGAUUUUCAAAUAUAAGUGUUUAUUGAGAGUACGUGUCGUAGAUUUUUAUACUGAAGACUCAAAAAUCUCAUUGUUAUCUUAUAUGAACAGAUAUCUGCGUAUAUUAUUAUUUUUUUGUCUAUCAAUGUUACAUCAGAAGUUGAUCUACAUUCAGUAUUGAAAUUAAAAUACAGAAUUGAGAUUUACGUAUAUUUUGGGUGAACUUUUCAGUGGCGCAAUACAUUCGUUUUUAAAGUUGCAAUUCCAAUAGUCGCCUAGCCCAAGAAUCGAUAUUGAAUUUGUGUCUGAUAUACCUGAUUACGUAAAAUUAGAACUACUGUUUUGAUUGAAUGUAAAGAGAGAAUUGUUGAUAUUUGAUAGAAAAAUAAUUGAACGCCUGAAUUUGAUCGAGGGCUGAAUUAUAUACAUUAUAUUUCUGUACGAAUUUAUCCAUGCUAAUGAGAAGAGAGAUAGAGUAUUUAUCAUGAAAUAAGUUCAACUCAGUGCUAUCUAGAGUUAGAUGUAAUAGUAUUAAUUUACACGAACGAAAAAGAAAUAUUUCUGCAUCAGAGGCACAGUAUCGCAAGUAGCCGUCCAUGCCGUGCCUGCAACAUUAUUAAUAAGUUUUCGAAGUAUCCGUAUGUGGCCAUACGGUCUUUGAAGAUUUGUUGUUGAAUAGCAAUACAUUUUUUGAAAUAUAUUUACAACUGAAAUGUUUCAGACUUUAUGAAUAAUAUCUAAAAUUGUCAUUCCUAUACGCGGGUGAUUUUAAUCGUUGUUAGGGAUAAGAUUAAAAUCGAACAGCUUCAAUAAUACUUCACUUCCAUGGAUUUAGAUUAUAAACUAUGACUUUCAAUAUCUUUAAAAUAAAUAAAUUAUUUUAAUGCCAUUAUCUAUAAUUAUAGUAUUAUAUUUAUUUAAAUUUUGAAUCUGUUACCAGUACGCUUGCUCACAUUAAAACUCUGGUACCGAAAUAAUACCACCUAUAUAUUACAUGAUUAGAAAUGUCGGAUCAAUUUAUUGUUUAUAAGUUCUUCCAUGACUAAUCAUAUGGAUAAGAUUUAGGUUUAGCAACAGUUACGUAUAUUCCGGUAAAAAUUAUUGCCUCAUUUCAGCCUGUAAAUAAUUUUUCUUACCUUUUCAACAAUAUUGAAUUCUUAUUGGAUGAAAUGUGAAUGAAAGAGAAAGAAAAAGCAAUGUGAUUCUGCGUUGAAAGUGCCUAUAUUAAAUGUAAAUGUAAAUCCUAGAAGACACACAUAUCCUAUUUAGCGAUUACGAUUUUUAAAUUAUAUCGAUAAAUAUAAGGAAUUCAUAGAAAUGAUUGUAGAUAUCCGUAUAAUUUUUGCUAUUUAUAGCGUUCAGUAUUAACAUAGAUGCAUGUAGCAGCUGCAUAAUUUAACUGUACACACUUUUAAUCAACAUGUGACUUCGAAAAGAGCAAUCAGUAACAAGUGUAAAAUAAAAAAUUUUCUGCCAAAAUAAACACUUGCAGGAAUAUUAUAUUUCAUUACAAUAAGACCGUAGAAGAAAUGUCGUUUUAGUUGUUUGUUGAACAUAACUUUUGAUGCAUAUUUUCUGAUAAGGAUUCUGAUUCUUAUGCGUCUAUGUUCUCAACAUGUGUAUCAUACUCUGAAUAAUGUACAUACAUACGGAAUAUCAGAACCUACGCACUCGCUGAACAGAAAAAAAAUGUUUAUUUUACGAAUACUGUACCAUAUUUCAAAUAAAUGAAUGACAAGUUGAAAAUUA
This is a messenger RNA of Neodiprion virginianus, 7757 nucleotides long. RefSeq lists its product as uncharacterized. The transcript has 12 exons. Gene Ontology annotation, molecular function: protein binding. The record is from RefSeq and is a predicted model, not a curated record. Bases 107 to 5767 code for a protein of 1886 amino acids. Lineage: Eukaryota; Metazoa; Arthropoda; Insecta; Hymenoptera; Diprionidae.